AUGCUUGAGAUCCUAUUUGAAGGCAUUGACAUUGCCCACAUCCUACCUCCCUUGAGAAGAAUGACCAACACCUAUGUGUGGGUGUGCUUGACAUGCAUGUACACGUUACCAUCCCUGGUUCUGUCCACAGAAGAACCACACAAAAAGCUCACAGCCAGUACAAGAUUGGUAAGAUCACUCGAUGAAGCUCGGAAUGACAUCAGCGCUAUGACGAGAACCAUCUCCAGCCUUGAUGAUGAAUUAGCCAGAAAACAGAAAAGAACAUGCAACAUAGGCGUGAACAGUCAUUUCUGUGCUCUGGCUGAUCUUGAUAGUAAGAUUCGCUCCAGGGAAUGGCUCAAUAGUAUAUACAGUCCCGGGAAACGUAGUAUGGAUGACAUGCAGCCUCAGAAAGAAAACAGGGACGACGUUACAAGCGAGUUGAAGGAAUUGUUGCACAAGCGUAUAAACCUUGCCAAAUUGAAGGCUCUACUGAAUGACGCCGACCAAGAUAUAGUUCAACAGCGGAAGAGGACAUGCGCGGUCGAAGUCGGCGGCACCUGUAGAACAGAGUGGGCCUCGUCCAUUGCUGACCAAUACUACUAUCUUCUGGGUCCACACAGCCCAGGCAGGAGGAGGAAAAGGUCUCCUAUCCAGCUGUUUAGGAGAAAAAUCGCUACGGAAAAACUAUUUGGAAAACCUUUAAUGUGA
Messenger RNA from Ylistrum balloti, 690 nucleotides. RefSeq lists its product as uncharacterized. NCBI's taxonomy places the organism in Eukaryota, Metazoa, Mollusca, Bivalvia, Pectinida, Pectinidae. The coding region runs from base 1 to 690 and encodes 229 amino acids. The record is from RefSeq and is a predicted model, not a curated record. The transcript has 6 exons.